Durusdinium trenchii is the source of this 2052-nucleotide messenger RNA. The record is from the annotation of a GenBank genome assembly. Lineage: Eukaryota; Dinophyceae; Suessiales; Symbiodiniaceae.
AUGGCUGGAGUCCCUCAGUUUGCGUCAUUGUACGUGGGUGACCUUCACCCUGAUGUCACCGAGGCCAUGCUCUACGAGAUCUUCAACUCUGUUGGUCCCGUGGCCUCCAUCCGUGUUUGCCGUGACAGCGUGUCGCGGAAGUCUUUGGGCUACGGCUAUGUGAAUUUUCACUCGGUGAGCGAUGCGGAGCGUGCCCUGGACACUCUGAACUAUUCUGCCAUCAAGGGGCGCGCGUGCCGCAUCAUGUGGAGCCAGCGUGAUCCCAGCCUCCGCAAGAGUGGCCUGGGCAACGUGUUUGUCCGAAACCUGGACCGGAACAUUGACAACAAAGCGCUCUACGACACCUUCAGCCUCUUCGGCAACAUCCUGUCCUGCAAGGUGUCGACGGGACCGGACGGAAAGUCCCGUGGCUAUGGCUUUGUGCACUACGAGACCGAAGAGGCAGCAAAGCAGGCCAUCGAGCGCGUGGAUGGCAUGCAAAUCGGUGAAAAGACCGUGGGCGUGGGCGGCUUCACGAAGCGUUCGGAGCGUGAGACGCCGGCCAUGAACACCUUCACCAACGUGUACAUCAAGAACUUCCCUACUGAUUGGGAUGAGGAUUCCAUCAAAACGGAGUUCGGCAAAUGCGGCAAGAUCACUUCGUCUCACUUCUCUUCUGACAACAAGGGCCGCAAGUUCGCCUUCUUGAACUUCGAGACCCACGAGGAAGCCAAGAAGGCCAUCGAAGAGAUGCAUCAGAAGGACUUCCGCUCGGACGAGCAAAAGGAGGCCGACAAGGAGAAAGAGGAAGAGGAGAAAGAUCGGGCUGACAAGAGUUGCCUCUUGUACGUGGCCCGCGCGCAAAGCAAGUCCGAACGCAUGUUGGAGCUGAAGGAGAAGAUGCCGGCCAGAGAGCCAGCGGGCCGAAGUCAGGGAGUGAACCUGUACAUCAAGAACCUGGACGAACAGACGGACGACGACUCCUUGCGCGGGCUCUUUGAGUCCUUCGGAAACAUCACCUCGGUCUGUGCCAUGAAGGAGCUGAAUGGCAAGUGCAAGGGCUUUGGCUUCGUCUGCUUCAGCAGCCCAGAUGAGGCCACCAAGGCGGUCACCGAGAUGCAUCUCAAGGUGGUCAAGGGAAAGCCGCUCUAUGUGGGCCUGGCUGAGAAGCGCGAAGUUCGUGCGGAGCGCCUGCGCCAGCGCUACUCCCCCAGCGGUGUGGGCAAGGGCAAGGGCAAGGGCAAGGGUGGCAUGGGCAACCAGAUGUACGGCAACCCCAUGGGAGGCAUGGGAGGCGGCAUGGGUGGCUGCAACCCGCCCAUGAUGGGCAUGGGUGGCAUGGGCAAGGGCAUGAUGCAGGGCCAGAACGCUGGCAUGAUGAUGGGCGGCCAGAAGGGCAAGGGUGGCAUGCCCAACAUGCCGAUGAAUCCUCAGAUGAUGGGCAUGGGCGCGAUGGGCAAAGGUAUGCCCAACAUGAACAUGGGUGGUGCCAUGGGCAAGGGCGGUAUGCAGAUGCCUAUGCCAAUGGCCAUGCCCGGGACCGAUGGGUGCGAUGGGACCUAUGGGACCAAUGGGCAUGAUGCGGCCCCCGAUGCCGCAGAUGCCGAUGAUGGCGAGCCGGGCGUGGAUUUUGCAUGGGGAAAUCAAGCAGGCAUGCCCAGCCAGGGCCCCGCUGCUCAGACUCCGCCUGCCGGCAACUCGGGCGGAGGCCAACAGCUCACUGCGGCCGCCUUGGCAGCAGCCCCUCCACCGGUGCAGAAGCAGAUGAUCGGCGAGCGGCUCUUCCCGGCGAUCUCCAAGCACCAACCGGAGCUGGCUGGCAAGAUCACAGGCAUGAUGCUGGAGAUGGACAAUUCCGAGCUUUUGAUCCUCCUGGACAGCGAGCACCAACUCAAGGCGAAGGUGGACGAGGCCAUGCGUGUCCUGGAGCAGGCCAAGUGCCUGGGACAAAGGGUUUUAUCGCGGGCACCGCACCGGGCUCAAACGCGUUGGAUGCGUUUGGGAAGACGUUUUUUUGGGAGCUUUUUUGGAGGGUCCACCGAAGCAAAGAAUACAAAUACGUCACAUCGGUAG